AUGGAAAGGGGAUGGAAGCCUAACGUUGAGGUUUCACCAGCCUGUCCGCGCUGUGGUUCUUCCAACACCAAAUUUUGUUACUACAACAAUUACAGCUUAACUCAACCUAGGUACUUCUGUAAAGGUUGCCGAAGAUACUGGACGAAAGGUGGGUCCCUCAGGAAUGUCCCCAUCGGCGGUGGUUGCAGGAAAAGCCGAAGAGGGAAGUCCAUUCGCCUCCCGGCCGAUGGUGGGGUUGGUUCCAGGGCUUUAGUCCGCCAUGGAAUUGAAUCAAGUAGCUCAAAUUCAGCUGGCCCUAGUGCUGAUUCUUCAACUAGUAUUGAUCUUGCAGCAGUCUACGCAAAUUACCUUAAUCAGACGCCUCGGCUCGAGAAUCAAAUUGAAGCAGUUUCUCAUCUGCCUGACGGGAUCGGAAUCCCACCUGUCGAGUUUUCAAACUUUCAUAUGAAUCAAUUGACUUCUCAUUUGCCUCAGGAGAGUGGUUUUUUUGAAUGCGGGCCUUUUCCCAACAGGUUUUCGGGGAACCAAUUAUUAGGGGAUGGAAAUUCGAUUUUUCUUGGUGGGCUUGAGCCGUUUCAGAAGCAGCAGGUUACGUUCAGUGGAAAUAAUUUUAGCAGUAUAAAUCCCAUUGACAAUUUGCCACCGUUGCCAGGUGAAGAUGUCGGGCCAGCUGACGGGAUAUUGUGGCCAGGUUCCGAUGUUAUAUUGCCGAAUCAGUUGAUCUUACCUUCGACAACUCAUGAAAUGGCACCGGCAGUGGAACCAGCAGGACAAAAUUCAGAAAUGUUGAAUGGAAAUGUGAGCCCGUUUACUGCAUUAAAUCUUGAAGCUAUUUUUAGGUCUUGA
Sesamum indicum (sesame) is the source of this 846-nucleotide messenger RNA. Its product is annotated as Dof-type zinc finger DNA-binding family protein. Gene Ontology annotation, biological process: regulation of DNA-templated transcription. Gene Ontology annotation, molecular function: DNA-binding transcription factor activity; DNA binding. NCBI's taxonomy places the organism in Eukaryota, Viridiplantae, Streptophyta, Magnoliopsida, Lamiales, Pedaliaceae. The record is from RefSeq and is a predicted model, not a curated record.